Messenger RNA from Pteropus alecto (black flying fox), 904 nucleotides. It is a transcript of the gene BATF, whose product is annotated as basic leucine zipper ATF-like transcription factor. Bases 205 to 582 code for a protein of 125 amino acids. Gene Ontology annotation, molecular function: DNA-binding transcription factor activity, RNA polymerase II-specific; RNA polymerase II cis-regulatory region sequence-specific DNA binding. Gene Ontology annotation, biological process: regulation of transcription by RNA polymerase II. The record is from RefSeq and is a predicted model, not a curated record. The transcript is spliced from 3 exons. Lineage: Eukaryota; Metazoa; Chordata; Mammalia; Chiroptera; Pteropodidae. Gene Ontology annotation, cellular component: nucleus.
GACAUGUCCCUGUGGGGAGCAGUGCUUCUGCACCCCAGCGUGAAGAGGACGCAGGGGUCAGAGGUGGCUGAAGGGAGCACAGAGGAGGGACCUGCCAAGGGCAGUGGGCUGGUAGCCUGGGAGCAGUCAGGAAGGGAGGCCAGCUGGUGACAAGACAGCCCAGAGGCAUCUGGGGUUGGGUGGAGAGCUCAGAAGAUUGCAGCCAUGCCUCACAGCUCCGACAGCAGCGACUCCAGCUUCAGCCGCUCUCCUCCCCCCGGCCACCAGGACUCAUCCGAUGAUGUGAGGAAGGUUCAGAGAAGGGAGAAAAAUCGCAUUGCUGCCCAGAAGAGCCGACAGAGGCAGACACAGAAAGCUGACACCCUGCACUUGGAGAGUGAAGACCUGGAGAAACAGAAUGCGGCUCUGCGCAAGGAGAUCAAGCAGCUCACAGAGGAGAUGAAGUACUUCACGUCGGUGCUCAGCAGCCACGAGCCCCUGUGCUCAGUGAUGGCCACCAGCACCCCCUCGCCCCCCGAGGUGGUAUACAGCACCCACGCCUUCCACCAACCUCACGUCAGCUCCCCGCGCUUCCAGCCCUGAGCUUUUCCAUAGGUGGGGGAGAACAGAGCCGCCCCCUACCCCCGCCCGCCCCUAGCUGCUCCGGCUGCUUGGGAGGGGCACAAAGACUGUGGCCAGACUGCCCUUGUCUCUCAGAGCCCUCUGUCUACCUGGAGAUAUGAAGACAGAGGCCUGGACCAGGAAUGAGCACAGGACGGUAGCAGCUGGAAGUGUGCGAGGCCUCCCAGCGGGGCGGCAGCCCGUCGGAGUGUGCUGGACCCCCACGCUGGUCCGAUGCAGAGCUGUAUCAAGCAGAACGCCCAAGACCGAUGGCACAAAGAGAGAAGGGCAAUGGAGGGUUAUU